AUGGACGCACCACUUCCAAGCUUCUUCAGAGUCAUCCUUCCUUCCAUGCUCGAGAAAAAGAAGCUGGUAACUUCCCAAGCCCUUCUCAGCACUUCUUCAAACAUCAGUGUAAAGAAUCGUGAUCACACUUGCUUGCUCUUGCCAAUUUCGCAGAAGCUGCCCCUGAAGUUCGUCAAAAUGCACGGGUCCGAACUCUCGUCGACGGCUGCACUUACCUUACCAAACGGCCAGGUGUGGAACGUCGGCGUGGAGAAGGCGACGAGCGACGACAAAGAGGAGAUCUGGUUGGGAGACGGUUGGGGUGAGUUUGUGGCGCACCACUCCAUUUUCGCAGGAUUCUUUGUGGUGUUUGAGUACCAGCUGGGCCGAUCUGCCUUCGCCGUCAGCAUCUUCGACUUCACCACUUGCUCAAUCGAGUAUCCGAAGUCCGAGCAGCUCGAUGAGGAACAGACGGGUUCCCCUCAUUGCAUCGUCAUUUCCUCCUCCGACGAAGAAGAUGAAGGAGAUUGCGAACCCAUCACAAGAAACAAGCUCCGACCCAGAAGGCGGCAACCCUCCGAUCUCAUCAUGACCCCUGAGAUGGAGAAAACGCUGGAGUGUCUCGAAGCAAGCGGGAUUGCGACGAGAGGGCGGUUCCACCUCAUGUUACCCAAGGUUUACAGAAAGUGCAAGAAGGGGAUCGAGGAAGCAAUUGCAUGCAAGCCCGAAGACCGUCCUUGCUUCAUAGCCGUGCUGACCUCUAAUCAGAUACGUGGGAGCACCAGGACCACAAUACCAACUUGGUUUGGGAGAGAGCAUAAGAUUGAGAGAGGAUGCAAAAGGAGUGGGAUUCUGGUGGUGUGCAAUGGUGAAAAGGCAGGUGAGCAGUGGCGCGUGGACUUGGCAAGGAGCGCGUUAAGGGAAGAGGUGUUUAUGGGGAAAGGAUGGGGAAGGUUCAUGGAAGACAACAGUUUGGGAGAGGGAGAUGUGUGCCUCUUCCAGCUGGUCUCUUCCGAGGAUCCGGUGAAGAUGGACGUGUCCAUCUUUACAGCCCAGCCCAGUGACUUAACAGAAUAG
Linum tenue is the source of this 1056-nucleotide messenger RNA. Lineage: Eukaryota; Viridiplantae; Streptophyta; Magnoliopsida; Malpighiales; Linaceae. The record is from the annotation of a GenBank genome assembly.